Kluyveromyces marxianus DMKU3-1042 is the source of this 1836-nucleotide messenger RNA. It is a transcript of the gene VHT1, whose product is annotated as Vht1p. The transcript has a single exon. Gene Ontology annotation, cellular component: membrane. Gene Ontology annotation, biological process: transmembrane transport. NCBI's taxonomy places the organism in Eukaryota, Fungi, Ascomycota, Saccharomycetes, Saccharomycetales, Saccharomycetaceae. Bases 1 to 1836 code for a protein of 611 amino acids. Gene Ontology annotation, molecular function: transmembrane transporter activity. The record is from RefSeq and is a predicted model, not a curated record.
AUGGGUGGAUUUAACUGGAGGAAGUAUAUUCCACAUGAAAGGGUGGUGUAUGAGAAAUAUGAAGCUGAAUAUGUAUCUUCAUCUAGCGAUGAUGUGUCUGAGGUAGAUGGACAGGUUCUAGGACAGAAACAGACGGUUGAGGAAUAUACCAAGCCAGUUUCUGUAGUCACUAGUAUGGGAGAAUUGAGAUCAGACAUUCCAUAUGAAUUAAGAGAUGAAGCUGGACGUAAAUGGUGGAAAUUCUUCGAUGAGUUCGAAUACAGAGCGAACAAAGAGUAUAAGAAGUCUAGAAAUUGGUAUUCUUUUCUCUACCCCAAUCAUACCACGCAUUCCAAAGCUGAAAGAACGUUACUUUACAAAUUGGAUUUGGUUAUCGGUGUCUACUUCUUGAUGCUUUGUUGGAGUAAGUCUUUGGACACUAAUAACCUAACCAAUGCAUAUGUCUCUGGUAUGAAGGAAGAUUUGCAUAUGAAGGGAAAUGAUUAUAUCAACACUUCCGUUAUCGGAACUGUUGGUGCUAUUGUGUUUCAGCUACCCUUCAUGUACAUUUUGCCCAGGUACCCUGCUCAUAUAGUGUUGCCGGUGAUGGAUAUGGGUUGGACUUGGUUCACCUUCGCCUGUUACAGAGCUAAAAGUUUGGCCGAACUAAGAGCAUACCGUUUCAUCUUGAAUGCCUUUGGUUCAGCCUACUACCCCGUUUCACAGUAUAUCUUAGGGUGUUGGUACGCACCUGAUGAAAUCUCGUCCAGAGUGUGUUUAUUCUUCUGUGGACAAUUGUUGGGUGGUGUCACUUCAGGUCUACUCCAAGCUAGAAUCUAUAAGGGAUUGGAUGGUACUUUCGGUAUUGCAGGCUGGAGGUGGAUGUUCUUGAUUGACGCUGUUGCUAUCUCGUUGCCUACUGUUAUUAUUGGCUUUUUCGUGAUUCCAGGUAUUCCUUCGAAAUGUUAUUCAUUAUUCUUAACUGAUGAGGAGAUUAGAAUCGCCAGGAGGAGAAAUAUUAGAAACCAAAUCAUUGACGGUGUUGAAAAAUCUAAGCUUCCUUCUUUACUAUCCUUCAAGCUAUGGAAGAAGGUUUUUACUUCACCAAACUUCUGGGUUCUAAUUGUAUUUGAUAUGUGUUCUUGGAAUUGUAUGACAGCAUUUAGUGGUUCUUAUACAUUGUGGCUAAAAUCCAUCCCAUCAUAUUCUAUUGUGCAAGUUAAUAACCUUUCCGUUUUGCCUGCAUGUCUCGGUUUCGCUUAUGUCUUCUUCUGUGCGUUUGGUGCGGACAUAUUCCGUUGUAAAUGGAUAUUUAUGGUUUUUGCUGCGUCCAUGAAUAUUAUAUCAUGUGCUAUUUUAAUCAAAUGGGACGUUUCAUCUUCUGCUAAAUGGUUUGCAUUCUUGAUGACAUAUUGGUCUGUGGCUUCUUCUCCAUGCCUAUGGUCUUUCAUCAAUGAUUUCUUAAGAUUCGACCCUCAAAUGAAAGCUAUUAUAUGGAUCGCGAUUUACGCAUUCUCACAAUCAACAUAUGCAUGGAUUCCAACUCUUGCUUGGCAAACUGUGGAGGCGCCAAAGUUCAAGACUGGUUACAUUGUAUCCAUCAUAUUUGGUACCAUCUACGGGUUAUGGACCUUCGUGGUUUUAUUCUUCUACAAGAGGCAAGAACGUAAACAUGCAUUUGGUAAUGGUAUUAUCUUGUUUAACUCCAGCAAGCAGGAACCAAUUCCAUCUUUUGUUGAAGAAGAUCUAGUAAAAAGGGGCGAGUACUAUUAUUUGAAGACGGAGCCUACUAAUACUGACAUGUACCCUGAGGGUAACAAGACAACCACCUCGACGGAAGAGACUUUUUCAUCUUAA